Messenger RNA from Cajanus cajan (pigeon pea), 1303 nucleotides. Its product is annotated as GDSL esterase/lipase At5g33370. The record is from RefSeq and is a predicted model, not a curated record. Gene Ontology annotation, molecular function: hydrolase activity, acting on ester bonds. Lineage: Eukaryota; Viridiplantae; Streptophyta; Magnoliopsida; Fabales; Fabaceae.
AGUGUUACACUGUGAUCCAUCAAGUCUUGCAACAAUAACCAUAUUCAUAAUCAUGGCUAGUUCUUUAGUGUGUUGUAUAAUAGUGACAAGCUUGUUCAUGUCCCUAAGUUUUGCUUCUGCUCAACCAGCGCGAGCUUUCUUCGUUUUUGGCGAUUCACUCGUAGACAGUGGCAACAAUGAUUUCUUGGCUACCACUGCACGCGCUGAUGCUCCCCCUUAUGGCAUUGACUUCCCAUCACACAAGCCCACUGGACGCUUUUCUAAUGGCUUAAACAUCCCUGACAUUAUUAGUGAGCAACUUGGCUCGGAGCCUACUUUGCCAUAUUUGAGCCCUCUACUCGUGGGAGAGAGGCUUCUAGUUGGUGCCAAUUUUGCUUCCGCUGGAAUUGGAAUUCUCAAUGAUACCGGAUUUCAAUUUCUGCACAUCAUCCACAUCUACAAGCAACUGAAGCUAUUUGCGCAUUACCAGCAAAGGUUGAGUGCACAUAUUGGUGAGGAGGGAGCUCGGAGUCAUGUAAAACAAGCACUAGUCCUCAUCACUCUUGGAGGCAACGAUUUUGUGAACAAUUAUUACCUGGUCCCCUAUUCAGCAAGAUCUCGCCAGUUUUCUCUCCCAGACUACGUGACCUAUCUCAUAUCUGAGUACCGCCGAAUUCUCAGGAGGCUGUAUGAUUUGGGAGGUCGUAGGGUUCUUGUAACGGGUACAGGACCAAUGGGGUGUGUGCCAGCAGAGUUAGCCUUCAGAAGUGGAAAUGGUGAGUGUGACGUGGAACUCCAGAGAGCUGCGUCAUUGUAUAAUCCACAACUUGUUGAAAUGAUCAAAGGACUCAACAUAGAGAUUGGUGCUAACGUCUUCAUUGCUGUAAAUGCAUAUGAAAUGCACAUGGAUUUCAUUACCAACCCUCAAACUUACGGAUUUGUUACAUCGAAAAUAGCUUGCUGUGGGCAAGGCCCGUUCAAUGGGGUUGGACUCUGCACACCCGCUUCCAACUUGUGUCCAAGUCGAGACCUAUACGCGUUUUGGGAUCCAUUUCACCCAUCGGAGAAAGCUAACCGAAUCAUAGUCCAACAGAUGUUUACUGGCUCUGCCCAGUACAUGCACCCCAUGAAUCUUAGCACCAUCAUGGUCCUAGAUUCCAGGGUUUGAUUUCCCCAAGUUUUGUUAUCUGAUGAUGAUGAUCCCCUAGCUAGUGUCGUUUGUGGCUUGUCCCUCUGAUAUUGCAUCGUUGUGAGAAUUUUUGUGUGUACUGGAGAAUGUUAAUUAUUGUGAUCAUAUAUGGCUAGCUCUCAACUUUAUGUGCUC